GGAUGGUGGCCGGGCACAGGGGACGAGCCAGGGCCACUCGCGCAGGGAGCAGAGGCAGGGCCGAGGGCCGAGGAGGAGCUCCCCACCCCGGGGCAGCAGCGGGGCCCGGAGGAGCAGGGCCCGGAGGAGCAGGGCCCGCAGCAUGACAGAAGAAGCCCCCGCAGGUGCCACCAUGCCGGCCUGCAAUGGCAGCGUCCCCCCGGGGGACGGCCCGCUCCAGGUCAUCGGUGGCAUCCAAGAAAUCGCAAAAUCUCUCGGGACGGUCCCGUACGCAAACGAGGAGACGAGCCCUGACACCUCACCUGCAAGGGAAAAUCCGGAGGAAAAUAGGAAUUCAUUGGCAGAGGACACCACUCCUGAGAAUUGUGCUGGAGAGAAGCGAUGCCAAGAAAAGCGAGAGGAGAGCGUUGGGACACUACAGCAGGGAGCAGCGGAUAUCCAGGACACAGGGACCAGUGGCCAGGGAUCAGGGGAAGGGCCGGGUGGCACAGCGGGGACAGCCACGGCCGCUCCCGGCACGGAGGAGCCGGAGACCCUGCCCGACAGCGGCCAGCCCGGAGGGAAUGCGGCCGAGGAGGAGGAGGAGGAGGAGGAGGAGGAGGACACGGAAGAGGAUGAAGUCCAGGUGAUUGAAAUGAAGAAGGAGAAGAGCGAGGCGCCCCGCCUGCAGCAGCGAGACAGCGGCAAACAAACAUCGCCCCCCGGCAGCCCCGGCUGCAACUCCCCGCUGGAGAAAGGGGCCGAGCAGCCCAGCCUGGGGAAAAAGAACGACAUCUCCAGACACAGCUACUCCAGAUACAACACAAUCUCCUACCGGAGGAUCCGUAAAGGAAACACCAAACAGCGGAUCGACGAGUUUGAGUCCAUGAUGCACUUAUGAACUGAGGGGGAAGAGCCUAACGCACCAAGCCUUUGCUCUGGGCUUGGUUUGAUUUUACUCCCCCAAAACCAGUCUCUUCACACAACACAAGGUCACUGCUUUUCUUCUUUUUGUACAUGAUUUAUAAUACACUGUGAAAAUUUAACAUCUUGGCUUUGACGGGGCAGAGGCAUCCAUAGCGCAGGAAAAUAAAUAAUCAGUUUGCUAAAUACA
This is a messenger RNA of Parus major (Great Tit), 1093 nucleotides long. RefSeq names its product ermin (gene ERMN). The record is from RefSeq and is a predicted model, not a curated record. The coding region runs from base 143 to 880 and encodes 245 amino acids. Gene Ontology annotation, biological process: actin filament organization; regulation of cell shape; morphogenesis of a branching structure. The transcript has 4 exons. Gene Ontology annotation, cellular component: neuronal cell body; myelin sheath; cell cortex. Lineage: Eukaryota; Metazoa; Chordata; Aves; Passeriformes; Paridae. Gene Ontology annotation, molecular function: actin filament binding.